AUCUCUAAAAACGUGCUAAGUUUCUCUCUCUUCAACCGACCCCUUUUGCUCCCCUUUAUCAUUUUUGGUUGUUUUUAAAGUUUAGUUUUGAUGGCCAAAGACAGUGAGGAUCAGGAUAUGGAAGCCGAGUCCAAUGGGGCGAUUGAGGGGCUGAACGCCACGUCGGCGGUCACAGGCCUGCCACAGAAGCGCUUCUAUCGGCAACGCGCUCACUCGAAUCCCAUAGCGGAUCACAGUUUUGACUACCCUGCUCGUCCGGAGGAUGUGAACUGGCGUGCACUGUAUCCCAGCAUCCAGCCGGAUCAGAAAGUAACCUUUGCAGACAUUGGAUGCGGCUAUGGAGGAUUCCUAGUCACCUUGGGCGAAAUGUUCCCCGAUAAAUUCUCCAUUGGCAUGGAAAUCCGGGUAAAAGUAUCCGACUACGUGAUGGAUAGGAUUACGGCACUGAGGCACAAGAGCGGAGAGGCGGGCGCUUAUAAGAACAUUGCCUGUAUCCGCACCAAUGCCAUGAAAUAUCUGCCAAACUACUUUGCCAAGGGUCAGCUGGAGAAGAUGUUCUUUCUGUAUCCCGAUCCGCAUUUCAAGCGUGCCAAGCACAAGUGGCGCAUCAUCAACCAGGCUUUGCUUUCGGAGUACGCCUAUGUCCUGAAAAAGGGAGGUCUGGUUUACACUAUGACUGAUGUUGAGGAUCUACACCAGUGGAUAGUCCAACACAUGGAGGAGCAUCCUUUGUACGAACGCCUGAAAGACGAGGAUGAGAAAUCAGACCCCAUCACCCCGAAACUCUACCAGAGCAGUGAGGAGGGCGCCAAGGUGGUGCGCAACAAAGGUGAUCACUUCCUGGCCAUUUUCCGUCGGCUCUAGACUCGUAUCGCUCAGCGGUUUAUUCGUUAUAAAUAAAUAUAAACAAUAAUUUUAACGUA
Molecule: messenger RNA, 923 nt
Organism: Drosophila bipectinata
Lineage: Eukaryota; Metazoa; Arthropoda; Insecta; Diptera; Drosophilidae
Product: tRNA (guanine-N(7)-)-methyltransferase
Biological process (GO): tRNA methylation; RNA (guanine-N7)-methylation
Cellular component (GO): tRNA methyltransferase complex
Molecular function (GO): tRNA (guanine(46)-N7)-methyltransferase activity
Source: RefSeq, a predicted model, not a curated record